CUCUAUCUCCCUCUUUCUCUCGUUCCGUAUCUGUCCAGCCAGAAUUCCUAUUUUCAUCUGUACAAUUAUAUCCUUUUACAUCUUGUCUUCGGAACGGGGUCAUCCACGGCGAGCGCAAAGAGAAUGUAGCGAUACGUUGGAAUCAAUUUCCACGUGAAAAAGAACCCUCGAAACGGUGCUGAUAUCAAAGGGGCAUGUAGACACCGUGACUCAAACGGAAUAUGCGAUGUCAGUCCCAAUGAUCGUUCGUCGCUGAGAUAUAACUCGUGGCUCAAAGAUCAUCCCUGCCUGCUGUAACUGUUAUUUCAACUACAACGCACAAAGCGCUUAUAUACCGUUCGCAUUAAAUUUAUUCCUGCAAAAAUUCAACUUGCGAGAACAAAGUUUUUCCUUCGACGGAAUAUUUUAAAUACCUUCGCUAUUAUUGUUAUUAUUAUGAUAAAAAAAACCAUUACGGCAUGAAAUAGUUAGAGUUCUCCGUGUGCUCCCUCCCCGAAGUAAAUAAAAUCCACGGACGUGGGAAUACCUGGACGGAGCAUAGCGUCGCGGGGGUGGUCCGCAAAGGGUGAGGGGAAUGAAAUGUCUAUUGUAACGGACAUGAGGUGCCAAGAUGGCAACACUCGAUAGCGUCACGGAACGUAAUCUAUUUUCACGCCUUGAAAGGAAUAAAGCUUUUUCACUUGGAAAAAAAUGCAAAACUAAGUUAUAUAUAUGAAUCACUUAUAUAUUGAUUACUAAUAACCCAGCAAACACCAAAGUAACAGUUACAUAACAUCAAUGUAAAUGUAAUGUAACACAUGCCUGUUACAUUACAUUUGCAGUGAUGUUACGCGAUUGUUGCUUUGGUGUUUGCUGGGAACGAAUCAAGAUGUAUGUAUUACAUCGAAUUAGCAGACACCAUAACCAAUCGUACAUAGUAUACUAAAGUGUAAAAGUGCAAGAUAUUAUUUUAUCAUUAUGGUGUUAAAUAUAUAUUUUUUAUGUAGCAGCCGUUAAUGCGCAUUAAUUCGGAAUAAUGCGGAUAACCAAAUUUGCUAUAACAUUCGUGAAUGUAUAUCGAAUAAACAUUCAUAUAUACACAUGAAAUAAUCAUAACUUAAAUAUUUAUCGAGAAUUAAUGACCGGAAUCGGAAAAUAGAAAUUACUGCAGUGAUCUUAAGUUGACGCCGUACAAUGCCCGACGAUGUGACAAUAGACACUAAAUAUCCGGCACCAAGAUGGCCGCGACGAUAGAUUCCCCUCACCCUUCAGAGGGGACUCCCCGCGUCCGUAAGGGUACUUUACGUUCCGUCCAGAUAUUUUCUACGUCCGUGAUAAAAUCGAAGGGGUUUACGCGCUCUAAAUUACUCCAGAUUUAUUAAUAUCGCAAUUUUAAUCCCGCGCGAGCUUCCGAGUGGAUCUCCCGCUAAUUAGGAGAUGACGUCUACAAUUACGACGAUACUCGCCCCUUUCUACCGAUCUGGCGUCUAUUCUUCCUUCCUCUCCAUUUUCUGGCUGUACACCAACAAACACUUGUUGAUUCCGCAAAUAUCAAAGAGGAUUUUCGAUAUAAGAAAUGAUCACUUUUCAUCUUGACGCAAACGCAAACCGUGAAAGCGCGAGGAAAAGCGAGCGCAACGACGCGUUCCGCAAUAUCGCGCCUAAUAUUUUUUGCGACAACAGUUUAAACUGUUUCCCGUUCGGGCAUCUCGUAUUUCGAAUAUUUCCCCCGAUUUCUGCCAGACGGUCCCCAGACAUUCCCUCGAGCUCGCCUUGAAUCCCGAAGCCAGUAGUAGAAUCUUGAAGCCCGUAGCGCGAAAGUAUUAAUGGAUGACAAAUCGUGUGCAUUGCAGUGUAGUGCCGCCGUCGGGAUGAAGGCGUUCUUCGACAUGAUGCACAAUGGGCCGCACAAGGUGAUACUCUUCGGUGGUGCUUGCACACAGGUCACGGAUCCGAUAGCGAAAGCCUCGAAGCACUGGCGCCUUACGCAGCUCAGCUACGCGGACACCCACCCUAUGUUCACAACCAACAGCUUCCCGAAUUUCUUCAGGGUCGUGCCGUCGGAAAAUGCCCUCAACGCGCCGCGAGUGGCGUUGCUCACGCACUUCAACUGGACCCGGGUCGGCACGAUUUAUCAGAACGAGCCCAGAUACGCACUGGUGCAUAAUCGGUUGGUGGCCGAUCUAGACGAGAGCAAAAUGGAGCUCGUGGAGACGCUGAGCUUUGCCACAGAGGUGACGACGGCGCUCGAGAAGCUCAAGGAGAGGGACGUGAGGAUUCUCCUGGGAAAUUUCAACGAGGCAUGGGCCAGGAAGAUAUUCUGCGAGGCUUACAGGUUCGGCUUGUACGGCAGAAAGUAUCAGUGGGUCAUCAUCGGGACGUACACCAGAGAGUGGUGGUUGCGCCCGGGCGGCGGAUGCGCCCCUUCCGAGCUGUCCGAGGCUCUUCACGGUGUCAUCCUGACGGAUCUGCUUCCGCUGACGACCGAGGAGCAGCACACCACGUCCGGAAUCACCCCGGACCAGUAUCAAUCCGAGUACAACUCGAGACGGGGCAGCGAGUACUCGAGGUUCCACGGAUACACGUACGACGGCAUCUGGACGGUCGCGCUGGCUGUGAAACACGUCGCGCGCAGGAUACGGCACUUCCAUCGCAACCAGACUAUAUCCGACUUUCGCUACAGGGACGUAUUGUGGGAGAAGCUCUUCCUCGAUGCCCUCAGGAAUACAAGCUUCGACGGUGUCACGGGGCCAGUCCGCUUCUAUGACAACGAGAGGAAAGCGUACAUUCUUCUAAAACAAUUUCUGGACGGCCGCGAGGUAAACGUAGGCGAGUACGAUAGCAUUACUGGCAUCCUGGACCUGACGAGAAGAGAGGCCCUGCUGUGGAACGGCAAAUCGCCGCCGAAAGACAGGACGGUUCGCAUAAUCGAGCACUCCACCGUGGACAUCACGCUGUACGCGGUGCUAGCCUCGGCCGCUAGUGUCGGUAUCGUCAUGGCAUCCAUUUUUCUCGCCAUCAAUAUCAGAUACAGAAAUCAAAGAUACAUCAAAAUGUCAUCGCCUCAUCUGAACAACCUCAUCAUCAUCGGUUGUAUGCUGACCUACAGCAGCGUUAUCUUCCUCGGACUAGACUCACAAUUAUCGAGCGUAGCGGCCUUCCCGUACAUCUGUACGGCCCGCGCGUGGCUCUUGAUGGCUGGUUUCUCGUUGGCCUUCGGCUCCAUGUUCUCGAAAACGUGGCGUGUACAUUCCAUAUUCACCGACGUGAAGCUCAAUAAGAAGGUGAUAAAAGAUUACCAAUUGUUCAUGGUCGUCGGAAUAUUGCUGGCGGUCGAUCUCACGAUCAUGACAACGUGGCAAGUGGCCGAUCCAUUUUAUCGGGCGAUAAAGCAAAUGGAGCCCUAUCAUCACCCUUCCAGCGAGGAUAUAAUAAUCAUCCCGGAAAACGAGUAUUGUCAGAGCAAUCAAAUGAAUAUUUAUCUGUUUUGCAUAUAUGCAUACAAAGGCCUUUUAAUGAUAUUCGGUGCCUUUCUGGCAUGGGAAACGCGGCACGUUAGUAUACCGGCAUUAAAUGACAGUAAAUACGUGGGGAUGAGCGUAUACAACGUUGUUAUAAUGUGCGUCACCGGUGCAGCUAUAAGCUUCGUGCUCACUGACAAACAAGACGCCAUGUUCAUAAUGUUGGCGGUGUUCAUUAUAUUUUGUAGUACAGCCACUCUUUGUCUGGUUUUUAUUCCUAAGGUAAUAGAGUUACGCAGAAAUCCACAAGGGGCGAUAAAUAAGCGGACCAGGGCGACUCUGAGGCCGAUGUUGAAAAUACGAAGGGACUCGACGGUCAGCGAGCUCGACGAGCGUUUAAAAGAGGCGAAGCUGACGAAUAAAAAAUUCCGGAAGCAAUUGUUGCAAAAGGAUUCCGAGCUUCAGGGAUUUUUAAGGAGAAUGGGCGAGGAGGCUGAGAACGAAACGCAAGAGACGGUGGACACGUUGCCGGUCCCGAAGCCAGAAGAGGCCGUUAAAAAGGAAGGACCGUCGAUAACCACAGAGACGACCGAUGUAUCAAUGUCCAUGUGCAGCUUGAACUCAUCAACCGUUUCGCAGCCAGAGGGUGAUUACGUCAACGUGGAUCAAGUAGCAAAGAAAAGGGCGUCCCUUUCGAAGGCCACGUCAAUCAUCAUCGACACCGAGAGAAUGGCUAUGACGAGUCAAGCGAUCGAGGAGAGCUCCUCUCCGGGCGCUGUGGCGGCGUUGGACGCGAUGCCGCCGUCGCUAUCGUUAAUAACGACAACGAUAACAACGCCGACGACGAUGACGCAUAUGAAGCAUACGUGCGGCAUGGACCCGUCGCGGCGCAAGAGCCAGCCCGACGAGGUGGCCAAGGACGGGGAGUCGUUGCUGAAGCGUCACAGGAGCCCGGAGCCGCUGCCGAGCGAGGCCGUGACCGCGCGCUACGGUUUCGUGCCGCCGGUCGUCGAGGAAGGCGACUCCGUGAUCCUGGAGGAGACCGAGAUCGCGAGACACGUGUGCCGCGUGAGGAGAAGGAGCAAGGAGGAUCGCAGGGCGAAGCUCUCGACGCCACCGCCGACCAAGAACGUCUCAUUCGGCGAGCUCCACGAGCAGAGUUACAUCGAGCACGUGAUGCCCUUUUCGUUGCAAUACGUACCGAAUCAUCGGCACGCCGGGAAGUACGACGAGUCGAUGUCGACGAUCAUCCAGCGUUCCAUGUCGGAGCGCACGAAGGAGAAGUGCCUGCGGCUGCACAUCGGUGGCGGCCACCCCAUAGUCGAGUGCUCGCACCGCGUCGCGCGCCGGAUGUGCCGUCACGCGGGCUCGAAGCUGCGCCAUCAGGCACGGUUGGAGUACGUGCAGAGCACCCCGAAUGUCGCGACGAUGCACAACGGCAAGCACGUCGCGGCGAACGCGCGCGCUGGAAGCGGCGACGUGAACGUGUCCUCGACCUUGGUUGCAGGUGGUUCCGCGGUGAACGUGUCGAAGAUGUACAGCGCCGUGUCGGAUGGCGAACUGCUGGAUCUGACGAUUCUGCCCAUCUUUCAGAAGCUCCUGACCGAGCGGCACAAGAGCACUGCCAGGCGGGGCUAUCGCUCGAACAUAGCUAGUUGCCCGAAUAUAUCCAUCAAGUGCGACAUCGUCGAGUACCUCUAACGGCCAAGCCGGCGGCGACCUGACGCUUUCUCCUCACCGCGCCGGCGAGUUGACGCGCACGCGAAAUCACGUUUCCCGUCACGGACUCACCGAUCGUGCGGGGCGUGCUAGAUCGGUUAUCUAACAAUAAGUUAAUUAGUUAAUUUCGCGCGUUCGUGUCUUUUAGAUCGUUGCGAGCGGUCGGCGACGUCGUUCGCAUCGCUGAGUCGAACGUAUUUCAGACGGUUUUUACCACUCCGUUGAUUUAUUUAUAAAAAUGACGAUGGACUUGGAACACCGCGCUACCACGCCAUCGCACUCGGGUUAAUUAAUUAUUCGUUCCGUCUCUCGCGUCCUCGCUCUACAGCACUCGAUAUAUCCACGGUAAAGCGCGGACGAGGACGAAAAAGAAAAUUGGGUAACAUAACGCUCUAGUAAUAAUGACGCUCGAAUCGUAUAGCUCUCUCAUCGAGAUACGAGAAAGACAACGGUCGACGAAUAAAGGUAAGACUUUUUCUAUAACACACGAGAGAUAUUUUCUAAAGACGACGAUUAUUUAAGCGUAGGAACGUAGAAGGCGAAACGAGGGAGAAAAUAAAGAGGAGAAAGAGGGUAAAAAAAAAAAAAACCAAAGAGAAAUUCAGCAAAGUCUAUCGCGAGCUCGAAGACUCAAAGUCACCCGAGAACCCAAUAUCUGCUCGUCUCAUCGUCGUUAUUCGGUUCUAGACGUAAACGGAGUAAGUGUACGGAUUUGCGCGCGAUAUUAUCGAGCACACUUAGUUACUUGAACGUCAGUCAAUAGAUCCUGUAUCUCAUUAGUGACGCAGCAUGUUACGUGACAUAUAACAAACAUUGUGGUGAAGCAAACGAGGGAAAAACUUGGUACGUAUCCACGAUAUAGCACACGCAUUUUCGAGAGGGUGAAGUCGGGGGGAAGGUAGGGACGGAGGUCGUCUAUGCAAUCGAUAUAGCGUAUCGCUUUCGGGGGAGAGGGAAAGAGGAUGGGGUAGACCCUAGCGAACAAAUAUUGUUUAAAUAUUUCCUAGUACGACCGAAGAAUAUUUUUGUGACGCGACUUUGAAACAUUGAACUAGUUCUAGUUAACGCGGUUAAUUAAUUAACGAAUAUAUAUACCUUCGAGAUAUUUACAAGACAAAUUACAGGAAAUCUAUAAAAAAAAAAAAUAAAGAAGACUAUUUGUCAGCCGCGGCAGACCGGAAACUAGAGUUAAUUGUUGACUGUUGUAAUGAUUUCCAACUUGUAAAGCAUUUUUCGUUCGUGACGACGAGAAUGAGGAGAUUGCAUUUAAGCGUCUCCGUCGGCUAACAAGUAUUUUUCAAAGAGAGAGAGAGAGAGAGAGAGAGUGAGAGUGGAAGAAAGAGAGAAUGUAUGUGUGUGCAUGUGUGUACAUAUAAUCUGUAAGGAUUGUUAAAGCAAAGAUAUCGAGAGCAUGUUAAUUAGGAGCGCGUCCGUUCUCUCCUUCGAGCGCCCGUUUUAACGAGGCUCGCCAAAUCUCAGGCCGGAAGGCGGUAGAAGCGGUAAUAUUUUACAAAUAUUAAGAGUAAGUUUUCCCUCGCGUACAUUUCUAAAAUAAAUAACUAUGUGUUUGUAAAUAUAUGUUACGAAGUAAUGUAUAUUCAUUGAAUAUUUCCCAAGACAAACACACACUUACACACAUAUACACGGACAUGGACACGUAGACACGUACACACGUCUAACUUGGCGCGUCUAGCCAAUCCUAGGGGGUAAUUAUGUGAACGUUCACCACAAGUAUAUUUCGUUCUCCGCUAGGGUGCUGUGUUCAAAAAUACCUCGAGGAGUAUGGCGGAGCAUGUUAAUAAAAUGCCUUCGGGUAUAUCCCUAGAACUGAUAAUUAUCGAAUCGAAUCGAAUCGAAUCAAUGCAUGCAUUGUCAAUUGCCUCCAUAUCCUUUCGUUUUCUACGAGGAGUAAUAGAAGAGCACGAUUCAUUCUACGCGAAUCCACGACGUGGUCGCAGGGAAAUCGAAUUGACCGUCUCUCCUGCCCUAAAACGGGGGUGGCUGUAUCCGAAUGCGGAUCGCGGAGGGAAAAAUGUGCGGUUGAAAGGUAAAGCGGAUACACCGCUCCUUUAUACGAGUGAAAUUGAGUUUUCGUUAUUCCAACUUGCGAGUCAACUCAUUAAAAGUAGAGCUCGGUGAGUAUUUCCGCGAGAGAUUCCUAAGUUUCCUAAGUUGCGGGGGUUUCAGACGGCGCGCGCGGCCUAAGUCGACGUAACUUGCGACGUAUAUUCACCGAAGUUAACGGAGAGUCCAGGAAGAAAAGGAUAAGAUCGCUUUUCUUCUUUUUCUCUCGCUCUCUUUUUUUUUAGCGCAGUUCCUUGUUCUCGUGCAACAAUACCUCCCGUUCUACGGCAUGAAGGCGGAAGUUCGUCGCGCAGCUCGUUGUUUAAACGUAGCGACACAACGAUUUCAAAUUCAUCAAGGGCGACAUCGCGACUCUCAAUAACGGUCUCGCGUCGUUCGAACGUUUUAGCCGGAGGAACGACGCGCUAAACAACACGGUGCAAUAUUCAGAUAAGUUAAGGAUAAAUUUAUUUCCGGCCGAUACCGGUCGGUACGCAUGACGAAACACUCGACGCGUUUGUACUCGUAUUCCUAUUGUUAGAGCAUGAUCUUAAUAUCCCGUAAUAAUUACGUAAGUCAGUGGUGUCGCCGGUAGGCAAGCCAUGCCAAACGUUUUUUACAAAUGGUCACAAGAGCAAACAAAAAUAGGAGAAAACUCGACAGCAAUAUAAUCUACAUAUGCGACUAAUGUAUGCGUGCGUGCAGCGAAGGUGAUUAAGUGAGUGUGAUAAAGAGUGACGAGGCGCUCUUUCCUUGAGAUACAUACGUCACGUGCUGACGUGUCUUUGUGAAAAAUGGGCGAAUUAAAAGUGAUCGACUGGAAUUUUUCUUCUGCAAAAUCCGAUCGCCGGACUUGGAAACUGAAAUAUUGCCGCUGAAACUUGGUACAGUUUCUUUCGUACCACUUCUCGCAAAGAGGAAAGUUUCUUUCUUCCGAGUCUUUCGAUCGAGUGAUGUGACUAGUGCAGUUAAAUUUUAAUAAGAACCGAAACGGAGUUAACACGGAUUAAGCAUGCGAUCUCGGCAAGCUCUAUAUUCCCGCCGAUUUCUUUUAAUUCAAGGAUUUCUCAAUAUAACUAGGAGUAUCUUGCGAAGUUUUAUUAUCAAUUACUCCGCAUUACUUGCGAGGAGUAACGAUUCUAAGGAGGUAAUUUAACAUUUGUUGACAUUGUUAUCCAUUUUUAUAUAUUAUUACUAUUUGCAUCUCUCUACCCCUGUACAUAUAUUUUCGCAAGAGACAAUGCAUGUAUCGUCAAUUAUCACGCAUUCAAAAUAUCCAUCGUACCUCCAUUUCGAAGGAACUCUGCAAAAAAUAAGUAAAUUCAAAGGGAUUGUGGAGAGAGAGAGAGAAAGCCCGUUCUCGUGUGAAUCAAGUUAAGAACACAGUGUCGCGGGUCGCGUUCCCGUCCUUUUAGCUCGCCUAUUUUUUGCAGUAGAAGAGAGUAAAAUAGUCUACGAGUGCACUUACGAGGCGAUCGAGGCUCGUCGUAACGUGAGAGAUCGAUAGCAUGCCGGAAAAGGAUAGGAUUCUUACAAGUUACGGGCACGUGUGAUAUCUUACUAUCUAAAGUCUAUCGAGAUAAUUGCUGCGCAAGGCGAAAUCUUAAUGUUCACCGCUGUCUACUCUCAAUAAAGUGGCUGUCAUUCAAUAAA
This is a messenger RNA of Vollenhovia emeryi, 8876 nucleotides long. It is a transcript of the gene GABA-B-R2, whose product is annotated as gamma-aminobutyric acid type B receptor subunit 2-like. The coding region runs from base 1806 to 5141 and encodes 1111 amino acids. Gene Ontology annotation, molecular function: G protein-coupled GABA receptor activity. The transcript is spliced from 16 exons. The record is from RefSeq and is a predicted model, not a curated record. Gene Ontology annotation, biological process: gamma-aminobutyric acid signaling pathway; G protein-coupled receptor signaling pathway. Lineage: Eukaryota; Metazoa; Arthropoda; Insecta; Hymenoptera; Formicidae. Gene Ontology annotation, cellular component: G protein-coupled receptor heterodimeric complex; membrane.